AUGAAAGUCAAAGUGUUGAGCCGGAAUCCGGAUGAUUAUUUGCGUGAGACGAAGCGGGAUAUCCAGAAAGUUCCUCGGAAUUAUGACCCUAAUCUUCACCCUUUUCAAUCAUCACGUGAAUAUGUUCGUGCUCUUAACGCAGUGAAAUUGGAACGAGUUUUUGCCAAGCCAUUUAUUGGUAACUUGGAUGGGCAUCGUGAUGGUAUUUUCUGCAUGGCCAAACAUCCUAAAUCUUUAUCAACAUUAGCCAGUGGUUCUUAUGAUGGUGAAGUACGACUUUGGAAUUUAACAAAAAAGAAAUGUAUUAGUAGUAUAAAUGGCCAUGACCGGUUUGUUCGUGGAUUAAGUUUCAACCCUGAUGGCACAAGAUUGUUUAGUGUUGGAGAUGAUUCUACCAUUAAAGUUUGGAAUACUGAAGAAUUGGACACACCAUCUCAUACAUUCAUAUCUCAAUCUGUUUUAUAUGGUAUCAGUUGUCAAUGGUUAAACGAUAAAGUAUUUGCUACUUGCGGUGAGGUAGUACAACUAUGGGACGUUACUCGAAGUCAACCUACAUCAACUCUAAAAUGGGGUGUUGAUAGUUUACAUCAUAUAGCUUUUAAUCAAAUUGACACUAAUGUAUUAGCAUCAUGUGCAAGUGACCGCAGUAUAAUUCUUUAUGACACCAGAGAAGUGAAACCAAUGCGAAAAAUAAUAAUGAAACUCAAAACCAAUCAGUUAGCCUGGAAUCCAAUGGAAGCAUAUGUGUUUACUGCUGCCAAUGAAGAUUAUAAUUGUUAUUCUUAUGAUACACGGAAUUUAGAAUCUCCAAUAAAUGUGCAUAAGGAUCACGUGGCUGCUGUUACUUGUAUAGAUUAUGCACCAACUGGUUUAGAAUUUGUCGCCGGAAGCUAUGAUAAAACCAUAAGAAUUUUUGAAAGCCAUCAGGGACAUUCGAGAGAAAUCUAUCAUACUAAACGUAUGCAACAUUUGACUAGUGUAAUUUGGUCAUUAGACAAUAAAUUUGUUUUAAGUGCAUCUGACGAAAUGAAUAUAAGAAUUUGGAAAGCAAAUGCUUCAGAAAAAUUAGGAACAUUAAGACCACGUGAAAGAACAGCAUUAGAAUAUAAUGCCACAUUGAAAGAGAAGUUUGCUGCUCAUCCACAAGUAAAAAGGAUUGCUAGACAUAGACAAGUGCCUAAACAUAUCUAUCACGAACGUAAUCAACAGUUGGAAUCUAAGAAAAAACUUAAAAGAAAGGAAGAAAAUGUCCGCAAACAUUCAAAGAAAAAUAGUAUUCCAUAUAUCUCCGAAAAAAAGAAAAAUGUUGUUUCGGAAGUUGUUUAA
Molecule: messenger RNA, 1326 nt
Organism: Macrosiphum euphorbiae (potato aphid)
Lineage: Eukaryota; Metazoa; Arthropoda; Insecta; Hemiptera; Aphididae
Source: the annotation of a GenBank genome assembly